This is a messenger RNA of Anas platyrhynchos (mallard), 3977 nucleotides long. It is a transcript of the gene SEPTIN2, whose product is annotated as septin 2. Gene Ontology annotation, biological process: cell division. The record is from RefSeq and is a predicted model, not a curated record. NCBI's taxonomy places the organism in Eukaryota, Metazoa, Chordata, Aves, Anseriformes, Anatidae. Gene Ontology annotation, molecular function: GTP binding.
CUUAAAGGGGGCGGGGCUUAAAUAGGGCGGGCGGGGCGGUGCCGCCUCUCCGCUUCCCGCCCUGCCUCAGGGGCUGCGCGCGCGGCGGCGGUUGGCGGGGCCGGCGGCUGAGAUUUGUUCCUGACCUUCCAUAAAAAUGUCUAAGCAACAGCCUGCUCAGUUUACCAAUCCGGAAACCCCUGGCUACGUUGGGUUUGCCAACCUUCCCAAUCAGGUUCAUCGGAAGUCUGUGAAGAAAGGCUUUGAAUUUACUCUUAUGGUGGUUGGUGAAUCUGGAUUGGGAAAAUCUACAUUAAUAAACAGCCUCUUCUUGACAGAUCUCUACCCAGAAAGGAUAAUCCCAGGAGCUGCUGAGAAAAUUGAACGCACUGUGCAGAUUGAAGCCUCAACAGUUGAAAUAGAAGAGAGGGGUGUGAAGCUUCGUCUGACGGUUGUAGAUACACCAGGAUAUGGAGAUGCUAUCAAUUGUCGAGAUUGUUUUAAGACCAUAAUCUCCUACAUUGAUGAGCAGUUUGAGCGAUAUCUGCAUGAUGAGAGUGGUUUGAACAGAAGGCAUAUCAUAGAUAACCGCGUUCAUUGCUGCUUCUAUUUCAUUUCACCGUUUGGUCAUGGCCUUAAGCCUCUGGAUGUUGAAUUUAUGAAGGCCAUACACAACAAAGUAAAUAUUGUACCAGUGAUUGCAAAAGCUGAUACACUUUCUCUGAAAGAGCGAGAAAGACUAAAGAAGAGGAUUCUGGAUGAAAUCGAAGAGCAUGGCAUCAAGAUUUAUCACCUGCCUGAUGCUGAAUCAGACGAGGAUGAAGAUUUUAAAGAGCAGACAAGACUGCUGAAGGCCAGCAUUCCAUUUUGUGUAGUGGGAUCCAAUCAACUCAUUGAAGCUAAAGGUAAAAAAGUUAGAGGCCGACUUUACCCAUGGGGUGUCGUUGAAGUGGAGAAUCCUGAACAUAAUGACUUUCUGAAGCUGAGGACCAUGCUAAUCACCCAUAUGCAAGAUCUUCAAGAGGUGACCCAGGAUCUUCACUAUGAGAACUUCCGCUCUGAGAGGCUCAAACGAGGCGGCAGGAAAAUAGAAGAUGAAGAAGUAAAUAAAGACCAGAUUCUGCUUGAAAAAGAAGCUGAACUUCGUCGCAUGCAGGAGAUGAUCGCAAGAAUGCAGGCACAAAUGCAGAUGCAAAUGCAAAGUGGAGAAGGAGAUAGCAGUGGACAUCAUGUAUAAAGUCUUCGAUUACUUUAUACCUUGACUUAAUGGAGACACUCCAUGGAUUUGAGUUACGGUGGUGUUACACGGAUGCCUUUUGCCCAGUUUGUGACUUGGAGAUUAUUUUAGAAUUUAACACGGAAACGCGUUGUGGUAACUCUUGUGAUACGUAUUUCAUAACAUGUAGUCAGUCAGUAUUUUAUAUAUUAUACACACUUGACUUUUUGUUUUGUAAUUCUUAUAUUGAGCUUAUUUUCAGUUUCCCAUUGUAUUAGGGAUACAAAAUAGACAAUGAAACUUCUAGCCUGACAUGGCGUUAGAUGAUUUGCUUUAAUAUGGCGUACUAACUCCCUGCUUUUAACUUUGUAUUAUGUUUAGAAAUAAACAGCUAUUAGUGAUAUCAGUAGUGUGUAAUAGUCACUAAUUAGGGAACUUUGCAAGGUUAGUUUUAUAUUUUUGCAGUGUUUACAGGUGUGUGUCUGUGAGACCCUAGCCCUUCUUCUGUCUCUGCUGAGUGCAGGUGAUCUCCUUUGGCCUCUGCAAGUAUCUAGUUAGAAUUCAGGCAUGCCUUGUGUCUUAAUAAAAGAAAUAAGAGGAAAUACCUCUUUAAGGGCACACUGUAUUUUUAAGAGUUUCUUGUACGUCAGCACAAAUCAGUCCUGCUGUUUUCUGGCAUUACUGUAACCAAAUAAGCUUGAAUAAUGUUGGUAUGUUAAAUGAGAUAAACCCCAAAGAGUAGUUUUAUGUCCAUGGGUGUUUCCAUAUCCAAAUGCAUAAGAAAUUCUUUAAUUCCUAGAGAGUAUUUUCAUACUAUUUUUAGGGCAUUGCAAACUGUUAAUUGUAGUAUAACAUAUAUACUAGCACACUUCCACUCUUUUUAGAGUGAUCUGUGCCUGACAGGAUCGAAGUGAACUAUAUUUUAAGGUCCUGGAGUUAGCAGUAAUACUUAUGAGGUGACUCCAAUGUGUUACACAGUUUUUUAGGCCAAGGUCACUUUCCUUAAUGCUGAUAGCAAAGGAAACUGGUUUUGAGCUUGGCUGGACUUCUGCUGCAUAUCGUGGUAGGUACGGAAUUUGCCAUAUGUAAUAACAGCUAUAGCGUACAGCUACGUAGGUGGCAGCUGAGAAGAGUACGCAGUUACUCUGCCAGAAAUCAUAUUUCCUAAUGUGAUGUGUUACAAAACAUCUGAACAGCCAAUAAGUAGAUAGAAUUCCAGCUUUUCUCUGUUCUGAGCUCAGGUGCAGCAACGAUUUUUAUAAUUUUUAAUUUUUUUUGAAAAAAUAAUAAUAUUUCUACAGCUAAUUUCAGUGAUACUCAAAUGGCUAGAUUAAAUAUGAACCUGCUAAGCAGAAGAAAUUUUUACCUGCCUGAAACUGCUGUUUUAUGAAUUGCUUUAUAUUUGAAUCUUUCUAAAAAUGUGAAGCAAAGUUCUCUGCCCUAGCCUUUGCUGGGCAGAGAAAAAAAAUGGAGCUCCAUUUUUCUUUGCAAAAGCAAUUAUUCGCAAAGUUUUGUAUAUGACACACGUGAUCUUCCCUAACCGUCACAAAGGUGUAAAUGAGAACCUUUUUAUAUACAUGUAUGUAGAUGCACAGAAGUGGCUAAGUCCCGUUUUGUCAAAUUAUAUACACAUAAAACUUAGAUGGAAAAACAUGCACUUCCAAGUUCUUGUAUUGCCUUUUCUAAAUAGCACAUAGAAAUAACAUAGCAGUAUUACCAGAAAAAAAAAAAAAGCAAAGCAACAACUCCACAGCACCUUAUGUAUUUCUAAAUCUUUGAUACAUUUUUGUGAGUCAGUAGUCAUAAAUAUGCCAGAAAAGUAACUCGUGUUUUACUAAGUAUUUUGUGAGCUCCCAUACUGUUCUGUAGUUGCCACCAAUCCGGUUUUGUUCUGAUUCUGCAGCAUUUGCCUGCUUUUAAGCUAUUAUUAGUCUGGUAUCUCUGAUAAAUGUUUUGAGCACAGCGACACAGUGACAUUUGUGUUUUCACAUAUAAGCUUGGUAGGUACUGUAAGCUGCAAUAGGACUGGGAACCAGUAUUUGAACUGUGAAAUCUGUGUGUGCAAACCAGUCCCGGGUUGUACAUGUAACUCUCUGUGUAUGUUGCUUUUUCUCCUAUAUUUUCUAACAUGGGAGUAAAAGUAGGUUGUCUGUGCAUUAAGUGCUGUUUGGUCACUACCUGUGGAAUUACUUUAGGCUAUAUCUUAACCUUUGAAAUAGCAUCUAUUGAAAUAUUUCAUCAGGGUAAAGUAUUCUGGAUGAUUCUUAGGCAAGUAAUUUUUGAUUUAUAAAUUCUAGCAGGAGAAAUAUUUUCAUAAAUAUUUUUUUUCAUGGGAAAAAUAAAGUUUAUGGCACUUGCCAUUUUAACUGAAAGCUAAUUGCUUCCCCUUCCCAAGUCUUUCAUUUGUAGUGUGCCUGAUGUCUCUGAAGGUCUCUUUUCCCUUCAAUUCUCUUGCGUUGGCCUUGCAUCAGUGGUUUCAUGGUGAGACAUAAAAAGUGAAACUAUGUUUCACAGAUUCUUUUUUUUUAGACAACCUUCAAGUACUGGUAGAAGAAAGACUUGGAGACAAAAGGUAGAUGUUUGGUGUGGUGUUGAACUGGCUAUAAUUUGUUUUCUUUUAUAGCUCUGUUACAGUUUCUAAUUUAGGAGUCAAAAUACUUCUGAAUUUGCAGAGGUUUAUAUUUGGUGGCAAAGAUGUCUUGCUCUUGGCACAAAAAACUUACUGUUAUAUUCUGGUUUAUGUACUGUCACUAGCCAAGACUAUAAUAAAAAUGCAAAAACA